Messenger RNA from Oryza brachyantha (malo sina), 2311 nucleotides. Its product is annotated as protein NUCLEAR FUSION DEFECTIVE 4-like. Gene Ontology annotation, cellular component: membrane. The record is from RefSeq and is a predicted model, not a curated record. Bases 251 to 1912 code for a protein of 553 amino acids. The transcript has 2 exons. NCBI's taxonomy places the organism in Eukaryota, Viridiplantae, Streptophyta, Magnoliopsida, Poales, Poaceae.
CCAUUUCGCUCAGUACGUGCAACCCACAAACCCUCAUAAACCCCUCCGGUUUUUUUUCACCCCCCGGCCCGGUUAUUUUUACCACGACCCCUACGCACGAAUUCCCAAGCAGACGCGAGGUGACGCAGCACCAGCCGUCGCGGGGAAAGAGACACGUCUCGCCGCCCCUGCUUGCCGCCUCCCCCCUCCCAUACCGCCGACGCGGCCAACGAAGGAGACGAGAAGGGAGACCCGCGGCGCGCCGGCGAAGAUGGUGGCGGCGGCGCUGGACGCAAUGGCCGGGACGAGGUGGGGGAGGUGGCUGGGGCUGGUGACGGCGGUGUGGGUGCAGUGCAUCUCCGGCAACAACUACACCUUCUCCAACUACUCCGACUCCAUCAAGACGCUCAUGGGCCUCACGCAGCUGCAGCUCAACGGCCUCUCCGUCGCCAAGGACGUCGGCAAGGCGUUCGGCCUCCUCGCCGGCCUCGCCUCCGACCGCGUCCCCACCUGGCUCCUCCUCGCCAUUGGCUCCCUCGAGGGCCUCCUUGGAUACGGCGCGCAGUGGCUCGUCGUGUCCAGGACCGUCGCGCCGCUGCCUUACUGGCAGAUGUGCGUCUUCCUCUGCCUCGGAGGGAAUAGCACCACGUGGAUGAACACCGCCGUGCUUGUCACCUGCAUCCGUAACUUCCGCCGGAGCAGGGGGCCGGUGUCUGGCUUGCUUAAGGGAUAUGUCGGCCUCAGCACGGCCAUCUUCACCGACGUCUGCUCCGCGCUGUUCGCCAACAACCCGGCCUCGUUCCUCAUCAUGCUCGCCGUCGUGCCCGCCGCGGUGUGCGCGGUCGCCAUGGUGUUCCUCCGCGAGGGGGAGGUCGCCGGCGGCGCCGCGUACGGGCGGGAGGAGGAGGAGGACGGCCGGUGCUUCACCGCAAUCAACACGCUCGCCGUGGCCAUCGCGCUGUACCUCCUCGCCGCCGACCUCACCGGCGUCGGGGGCGGCGGCGGGGUCGUGUCCGCCGUUUUCGUGGCCGUGCUCCUGGUGCUCCUCGCGUCCCCCGCCGUGGUGCCCGCGUACGUCGCGUGGAAAUCCUGGACGAAGGCGCGGAAGCUGGCGAACGCCGACGUUGAGGAGGCGGAGUCCGCGUCCGCCCCACUCCUCGUGGCGAAGGCGACGGCCGAGAGGAAGGAGGCGGCGGCGGAGGCGCGCGGCCCCGGCGAGAAGCCGCUGCUCGGGGAGGAGCACACGAUCGCGCAGGCGCUCAUGUCGCUGGACUUCUGGGUGAUGUUCGCAUCGUUCCUGAUGGGCGUGGGCACGGGUCUGGCCGUGAUGAACAACCUGGGGCAGAUGGGCGUCGCCAUGGGCUACUCCGACGUCUCCCUCUUCGUCUCCAUGACCAGCAUCUGGGGAUUCUUCGGCCGCAUCGCCUCCGGCACCAUCUCCGAGCACUUCAUCAAAACAAGAGCAAUUCCACGUCCACUAUGGAAUGCAGCUUCGCAAAUCCUUAUGGCCGUGGGCUACAUCGUGAUGGCGUUUGGGAUGCCAGGCUCCCUCUUCAUCGGCUCGGUCGUUGUUGGUAUCUGCUAUGGUGUCCGCCUGGCAGUAACCGUGCCAACAGCGUCUGAACUGUUUGGGCUCAAGUACUAUGGCCUCAUCUACAACAUCCUCAUUCUCAACCUGCCCCUCGGCUCCUUCCUCUUCUCUGGCCUUCUCGCUGGUCUCCUAUAUGAUGCACAGGCCACCAAGGUACCUGGUGGUGGCAACACCUGUGUUGGUGCACACUGCUACCGCCUCGUGUUCGUGGUCAUGGCGAUUGCCUGCGUUGUUGGGUUCGGUUUGGAUGUCUUGCUGUGCAUCAGGACCAAGAGGGUGUACGCCAAGAUCCAUGAGAGCAAGAAGCGGAGCAGGUUGACGGUGGUGCAGAGAGUAAGUUAGACACAACUCUACGAGAAAGGUACAGAUUUGAACAUUUGCAUCAACAAAGAGCACAGGUUCUGUAAAUUCUGUGGAAAUAAGAGGACUCCACGUCUUGAUUCUUUGGACAAGAUCGAUGGAUUCAUUCAAUUGGUAUAGGUUACUGCCGCGGAGGUUUGUAGGGAGUUUAUUGGAGCAAAUGAUUUCGGCUGUGUAUGAACUGUAAUAUAGUAACAGUAUAAUAGUACUAUAAUAGACCGAGAAGCUGCAGAUUGUGUAUUUGUCUGAACCCUCGGUUUAGUCAGUUUAGUGUAGCCUUGAGAGAAUGUAUUCUCGGUUUCAGCCUGUACGAUGAAUUGUUGUGCAAUUAGCCUGUUGGCAUACGAGUUCAGAUCAAUUCAAGCCUUUUUUCUUUUGAAA